ACUACGAAUUUUUACAAUCGUGCUACUAUCGUUCGUCUAUAAGGGGAAAGCAUCAUGAAGAUGCACCCUGUAGAAAUUGCUUACGUUAUAUCCUUCUAGUGGCUUUUAGGCUAGCUCUCCCAUUGUCUGUUAUAGUGGUAUUUUAAUGAUGAUAAUAUUAGUGGAGUCCCCUUUGUUAUAUUCCCCUGUCCAUUAAUACUAUUAGAAGAAAUAGAUAUUAUGAAGAUAUAAGUUAAUCAAUUGGUGCUUCGUUCAAUUACAUAAUUGAUAUUUUGGUGCACUUACCCCCCGAUGUUGUUCCAAUCACCCUUUUUCCUCAUAAGUUAUUGAUCUCCAAAGACAAUUUUGUAUAUUUUACAUAGAAAAUAUUUUCGCAGAGAGUAUUAAUAUUUCUAUAUUAAUGAAUAUUCAGAUAUAGAUAUUUCUUCAGGCCCAACUAUGAUGCCUGUACCAAAAUCCAAAAUAAGAUAUUUAACUAGAAAAGUCAACUUUCAAAAUAUCCAAAGAGGCCCUUUCCUAAGAAGAAAUCGUAUAAAAUCUUUCUAUAGGAAACUGACGAGACAGUACAAAAAAAAUUCCUACCCUUGUCUGUGCGGAGUUUUAGGAGGUAUAUUGAUCAUGACAAGACUUAUGGGUAUUUUACCAGUGAGUGAGGUGGAAAAAAAAGGCCACGUUACUGCGUGUGGAUUCGAGACGAAAACAUUUUGGGUUGCAUAUUCAUUUUCAAUCCAGCUAUUUUAUUUCGUUUUUGUUUUCAUUAUUUAUUCGUUGAGAUUUUACAUGGGACCUAUGCAUCAAUUGAAAUCAGAAUGGUAUGUUAUGACUUUUGGUUACCUUGUAACAGAUUUUGAGAUUAUAAUUACUUUGUUCAUGGGAACUCUUGCUUCUAAAAGAAUGUGUGAGAAUUUGAGGGUACUGUCAAAAAUGCAAGGAUCUGUAGGGGAGACAAGAACGUUCAAAAAAUAUUUGAAAAUGGUUGUUAUUACUUGCCUAAUAGGCUUUGCUUUUCUUAUUCUUUCACACAUACACGUGGCCAUACUGAGGAGCAAGAAGUCGAAGAUUACUUUAUUAGACAGUCCGUUUCUAGUAAUGGUGAGAGGUUGCAUGUUUUUCUACACAUCAGUUGAAGUUAUAAUCGUUUUCAUAUUCUGCUUUUUGAUUACACUCAAAUAUAAAUAUUUGGCUACAAUGACAUCAAGAACUAUGGAAAAUUUAUACAUACAAUCCGGAGGAAAAAGCUAUCAUUCGUUAAUAAAGUAUACCGAUGCAAUCGCACUUACCAUAGCCAAAAGCGAAAACAUACCUAAACUCAAUCAGCUUGAAACAUUUUAUCAACGCCUUACAACUACAGUUGACGAAGUCAAUACUACUGUGGGUCUAUCAAUACUUGUAGCAGUAACCUCCAGUCUAUACUCAACCAUGUAUUAUUUGUAUCGUUUUUCCACGGCAUCCGAUAAUGGGAUUAACAUCAAUACAAACGAAAGGUUGCAUUAUGUUAUUGGAUUAUUUGGUAAAUCUGGUAAAAUGUUCGGUUAUAUGGUUAUGGGUAAUUUACUUCUAAAAGCAUCACGACAACCCUUGGAAGUUUUAAGGAAUUCGCGGAUAGUAAACCUUCCUAAUGGAAUACAGCAACAGGUACAGUCUUUGAUGCUCCAAUGGUUUGAGAGUAAAGGCUACUUAUCAGCUGGAGGCAUUGUUAGAGUUGGACCCUGGCUACUCGCUCCAAUACUGGGAAAUGUCAUCACUUAUUUACUGGUAGCUCUGCAAUUCAACCAAAGUCUUGCUGAGGAAUAUGAUAUCUAACCGAGAAAGACUCUGAUAUCUGUUUCCACUAACUUAAUUUUUAAGAAAAAAUCUCAGUAGAUUCUUGCAUCCAAAACGCUAACUUGACACUUUUAUCAGAUUUGAAAGAUAACCAGAAAUAAGGGUAGAAACUAAGUGUUCUGCUCAAAUGCAGAUACAAUAAUAGCCUUCAAAGUUCCACAGCCUACCCUGCUUGAUAAUGAAUUUAAUUGAAUGUAUGUUUUAUGGUGUUUUUUCUAUGUCUAAUAUCUAUUUUAUGUAUAUGUAGUCUAAGGUAUUAUUUUACUUAGUGUACCUACUAUUAAAAAAUAAAACCAAACUUUAUACUCA
Coccinella septempunctata (seven-spotted ladybird) is the source of this 2133-nucleotide messenger RNA. RefSeq lists its product as uncharacterized. The record is from RefSeq and is a predicted model, not a curated record. Gene Ontology annotation, biological process: sensory perception of taste. Bases 439 to 1803 code for a protein of 454 amino acids. The transcript has 8 exons. Gene Ontology annotation, cellular component: membrane. Lineage: Eukaryota; Metazoa; Arthropoda; Insecta; Coleoptera; Coccinellidae.